AUGAGCAAACAAAUGGUUUCUGAAUGUUCCCAUCCGAAUCAACGUAUAAACACAUAUACAUCAGUCGGAAGUGUGGAAGGCACACACCCUAAUCCCCAAUUAAGAUACAUAACAGAAAGUGGACGGAUCGCAUACCAUCCAGCCUAUACAUUAAACGAGAAAAUUUAUGAACGCAUCGGUCGUGUACAUACAAAUACAAAGCUCGAUUGA
Molecule: messenger RNA, 210 nt
Organism: Schistosoma turkestanicum
Lineage: Eukaryota; Metazoa; Platyhelminthes; Trematoda; Strigeidida; Schistosomatidae
Source: the annotation of a GenBank genome assembly